This is a messenger RNA of Oryctolagus cuniculus (rabbit), 2348 nucleotides long. It is a transcript of the gene CA5B, whose product is annotated as carbonic anhydrase 5B. Gene Ontology annotation, cellular component: mitochondrion; cytoplasm. Gene Ontology annotation, molecular function: zinc ion binding; carbonate dehydratase activity. The record is from RefSeq and is a predicted model, not a curated record. Lineage: Eukaryota; Metazoa; Chordata; Mammalia; Lagomorpha; Leporidae.
UACCGGAGCACUGAUCUGUCGGGAGGAGGCGUGGCCUCCAGGGAAAGGGCGUGGCCCUGUCUGUAGGCCGUGAGGGGGCGUGGCUUUGGUGGCCCGGCUAUUGAGCAGCGGGUCCUGAGAGGCGAGGGAGCCGCGAGUUUCGUAUUCUGGAGAAACGCUCAGGUUUCUGCAAAUUAUUUGGGAACUGAUCGAGGUUUCAAGCUAAAGAUGGUGGUGAUGAAUAGCCUGAGGGUCAUUCUUCAAGUGGCUCCAUGCAAAUUGUUGAAGAGAAGGUUCCAGUUACCUGGGCUCCUGCCAGUGAGGCCCUGCAGCCUCUACACCUGCACGUACAAAUCCCGGAACCGAACCUUGCAUCCGCUCUGGGAGAGCGUGGACCUCGUUCCUGCGGGUGAUCGGCAGUCGCCCAUCAACAUCCGGUGGAGGGACAGUGUCUACGAUCCUGGCUUAAAACCGCUCACCAUCUCUUAUGAUCCGGCCACCUGCCUCCACAUCUGGAAUAACGGGUACUCUUUCCUUGUGGAAUUUGAAGACUCUACAGAUAAAUCAGUGAUUGAGGGAGGACCCCUGGACCACAACUACCGAUUGAAGCAGUUCCAUUUUCACUGGGGAGCCAUUGAUGCUUGGGGAUCUGAGCACACAGUGGACAGCAAAUGCUACCCUGCAGAGCUGCACUUGGUGCAUUGGAAUGCAGUCAAAUUUGAAAGCUUUGAGGAUGCAGCAGUGGAAGAAAAUGGUUUGGCUGUGAUUGGAGUGUUUUUGAAGUUAGGCAAACAUCAUAAAGAACUACAGAAGUUGGUGGAGACUUUUCCAUCAAUUAAGCAUAAGGACACCCUUGUGGAAUUUGGGUCUUUCGACCCUUCCUGCCUGAUGCCCACCUGCCCAGAUUACUGGACCUACUCUGGGUCUCUGACUACACCACCCCUCUCCGAGUCUGUCACCUGGAUCAUUAAGAAGCAGCCAGUGGAAGUGGAUCAUGAUCAGCUUGAGCAAUUCCGGACCUUGCUUUUUACUUCAGAGGGGGAGAAAGAGAAAAGAAUGGUGGACAACUUCCGCCCCCUUCAGCCCCUGAUGAAUCGCACUGUCCGCUCAUCCUUCCGUCAUGAUUAUGUGCUGAACAGACAAGCAAUCCCCAAGCCUGAGACCAGCCAAGUGACCCCCUAAGAUGUUCAUACCUAGGCACUAUUUUGCUUUAAUACAUACUAGCUUUUUAAAAGUUGCUAACUAGAUGACUUUAAAUGCCUGCAUUUAAUAUUUAUAGAUAUACUCUUCUUCUUUUUAGUCAUUUUAAAGUUACUUUCCUUAUGAGGUUGGGACAUGGAGACAGAACAAUAGAAAAAUAACUGAUUGGUUUACAUCAGAUAACUUUUAGAUUGCCUUUUUAUGUGUGAAAGGAUUAAGGCCAGGGGAGUUAAUUAUCAUGCCUACUGUAAGCGGCCCAUUUGGGAAAGUUUGGUUAUCUUUCUAAUCCUGAUUUCUCUGAAGAGCAGAUAAAUAGCUUAUUUCCAGCUUGGUGAAGUGGAAUUUUAGUGUGAGUGACUCCAUUUUGAUUUGUAUCCUGGUCUCUUCAGGCCUAGUGCAAGAGCUUAGUCCAAAACAAUGGACUUAUGUAAUUUUUUUCUUAACCAUCCCUCCCUUUUGGUCAGACUCUCAUCACCUUAGGGCAUUAGUGCUACUGUCAGUUACCAUCAUCUUGGGCUUCCAGUCUCAACACAUCAUUCAUUCAUAGGUUAGAUGGGCAUUUCUUGGUAUGAGAAUGCUUCAUUAGUCUUUGAAGAAAGCUAUACAAAUUAUUUUCUUGAAAAUGAUGUUUAUCACUGAAAUACCAGCUAGAGAUGCAGAUUUCUGAUACAGCAACUUGUUAGUAAUUAUAAUAUCUUUUUAAGUCUGACACUUUUGAGCUAUCUUUUUAUGUUUAUUAAUCAAUGGUUCUAAAGAGUUAUAAGUAGGGCUUAUAAUCAAAAUGUUUAACAACUGGUAAAGGCACAGACACUGACCAUGCAGAACACAGCUUUUCAGAAACGGCCAUGGGGCCCAGACUGGUACUUCCUGACUGAAUACUGGCCAAGUUUUAGAUAUAUUUUAUUUUAAAACAAGAACGCGUAUUCUUUUAUAAGAGUUUCUCAAUGAACAUGUUAUCUCUAAGAUUUAGUUAUCAUUAAUAGUACAUGAUAUACUUAUGUAUGAUCAAUUUAUGAUGUAGAAAGUAUGUUUUGUAGUACUAAUAAUCAAACAAGGACUUUUACUAUAUCUGGAAAUCCUUUAGCACUUCUGGUGAUCUGAUAAUUUGCUUAAAAGCUUGAUCAUUUAGAAGGCAUAUGGAAAACACUUUAAAGAAAAUGCUGCUUAAA